UUUAGCAACUUUGUUAAAAACGAGCGUAUUUUGUCAAUUGUUUUUGUCAAAAAAACGAGAAUUCUGGACAUAUUUUAAGAAGAUUGUAUGACUCUUUGGAAUUUUUUGCAAAAAAUGACAAUCCUUAGCCAUUUUUCUGUAAAAUCGACAACUUUUGUCAAAUUUUUGGAAAAGCGAGAAUUUUGUAAAUUUUUGGCAGAAAGCAAGACUUCUGACAAUUUCUUGGGAAUUAUACGAGUACAUUACUGGUAAAAAAAUUAUACUUUUUCGCAAUCUUUGCCAAAAAAGCGUUACUUCCUUAACUUUGGCAGACAAAAUUUGAGAAUUGUUAGAUUAUGCUACACGCAAGUCUCAAACUCAUCUUAAAAACAAUCGCAAGUGAUUCGAAAAAAAAAAUCCACUUAUAUUUUAUUAAUCAACAUCUCGCAUUUACCAUACGAACAAUCCUGUCAAAAAAGAGAUCUCGACUCGCUAAAACCGAAUAAAUUUUACCAAAAUAAAUCUCUUCCAACGUCAACCAUUUCGUAUCACGAGAAGAUGAGCAUCCCAACGGUUAAAAUUUCUCCAAUCGUAAACUUUCAUUUAAAUGCAUCGAGUAAUUGAAAUCGACACCGUCGUCGGAGUCAACGAUCAUACCGACGAAACAAGUUCAAAAUCUCGAUUCAUUACCAUAAGUAAGAUCAUGGCUGUUUAUUGGAGUUCUUUAUUCUUAUUACGGCAUCUUAAUUAGGGCAUUGUUAUACCUACACAAGGUGCGUGCAUCUUCAUCAUUAGCAUGUUGUGUUGUUGAUCGUGAAUUUGUGAAUUGUGUUUACUUUAUUACACUGUAGGAGUUUCGCGCGCCUUCGAUUAUGAUUCAAUUAUGAUUCGGAAAUUUUCGCCUUCGCGUUCAACUAAGACUAUUUUUACGCGAUUAUUUGUUCUAUUAUAUUAUCUAAAGCUAACCAGUGGUAUACGAUUGCAAGGUGUUUCCGAUCUCAUACAUAAUUUCGAGGCCAUGGAUCCCGAAGUACUGAAUUUGCUAACUUUUAGAAACAAACCCGCGAACAGGAAUAAAGAAGACGCGUCCGAGAUUAAUAUCAUGGAUGUGGACACGAGUGAUAUUUUGAACUGUUUCAGUACCCUUUCGUACGUUUGUUUUCAGAAAAAAAUAUUGAUUUAUUUGGAUUCGUUGAAUAGAGUGGAUAGGAUUAAUUUAUUCGGCGGGUAUUUAUCCUUUGUGCGGAUAUCGAAAGGACUUACGCCGCCUAUUACCGAACAGCUUUUGGCAUCGAGGCAUAUAUCCGAUGAAAGUACGCUCAGUAAUUUGUUAAAAGAGGUUUUCGAAGAUUUCGUCGAAACUCACGUGCUUAGGAUAACAGUACCGGUGAUAAAUACUAGACUGGAUGGUCGAGGAGCCAGAGGACAUUGUUACGAUUUUAAUUUAGCUGACGCCAAGGAUGAAAAUGGUACGAUAGGAACCCAGAAAGCAGCCAAAGAUCCAACAUGUUACAGAGGUGACCAAAGUAUGAUGGCGUUGAGUUCAGCUCUGAUAAUGAAGAUGCUGAUGCUACUUCCAGCACUACUGAAAGUGAUAGCAGCCAAGGCUAUUUUCGGUUUAGCGAUGGGUGUGGUAUCGGUGAUCCUUUCAAAAAUGGCCUUAUUACCCUUGCUUUUAUCGUACGCGAAUAAGCCUCCAGUUCACGGGAAUGCUAACGUUGCUCCGACGACAGGAUCUUUUAGACAAGGAGUCAACCCAACCAACUUCGCCCUUACUACCGAUAACUACAACACGUACUAUCAACAAGAAGAACAACCAGGUAGACUGACCACAGCUGUAGGUGGAUCGAUAGACAACGAUAUUGGUCCAAUUGACUACGGUCCAACGGCCAUAAGCAGCGACAAUGUCUGGUCCGAGAGUAAAUUUAUCAAUAAGAAUUACAACGUUGCAGCCAAAGAUCCAAACUAUGUACCACGAAAAGAACGGUAUAGGUCGAUAAGUCGUCGCCAUGUUAGUAAACCUAAACGUACUCCUUAUUCUGAAGUCGCAUCCCAUAACGAUAGGUAUUUAAUGACUACAAUUGUUCCGCGAACCGAACGAAUGGAAAAACAACUCCAACUACCUGUCCGUAUGAAACGGGAUUUAAAUCCGAAAUUUAAACAUGAAAACGAGCUAUCAGUUUGAAGAGGAGGUAGGGGAUUAGUGAUUGAUGGCGUUUUUAUUUUACUCCGCUUCGCAAAUGAGUAUUUCAUCGUGUUCUUCGUUUCAUUCCAUUAGAUUUGUAAUGAUUCCUCGUGAUAAUGGUGUAAUUACUAUUUGAUACUGGUGUAUAUAUUUUUACAAUAUUUAUUCGUCCCUUCCCCUUCCUACUCCUUCCAAUUCAGUUUUUAACGAGUCGAUUCUACACUCGACUAACCAAUCACGAGGAAAUGUACAGAAUUAGAUUAUUGAAAAUAUGUAUCUAUCGAAUGUUAUUAUUGUUGAUAUAAACGUGUUUCAGAACGUUCCUAUAUAAAUACUUGAUUGAUAUUUUCAAAAUAAAGAAAUAUCUACGUAUCUAA
Molecule: messenger RNA, 2541 nt
Organism: Planococcus citri (citrus mealybug)
Lineage: Eukaryota; Metazoa; Arthropoda; Insecta; Hemiptera; Pseudococcidae
Exons: 3
Coding region: 863-2164 (433 amino acids)
Cellular component (GO): membrane
Source: RefSeq, a predicted model, not a curated record